Molecule: messenger RNA, 1539 nt
Organism: Cladophialophora yegresii CBS 114405
Lineage: Eukaryota; Fungi; Ascomycota; Eurotiomycetes; Chaetothyriales; Herpotrichiellaceae
Product: catalase
Exons: 4
Coding region: 1-1539 (512 amino acids)
Biological process (GO): response to hydrogen peroxide; hydrogen peroxide catabolic process
Cellular component (GO): cytoplasm; mitochondrion; peroxisome
Molecular function (GO): heme binding; catalase activity
Source: RefSeq, a predicted model, not a curated record
AUGGGAAGUGCUUCAGAAGAUGCCCCUGUUUACACCCUCGCCGAGGGCAGACCCGUCCAGGACCCUACCUCAGCGGUAAUCCUUCGCGGGCCCAAAGUGCGCGGUGGUGGCCUAGCCCUGUUGGAAGACACCCAACUUAUCGAGACGUUGGCUCAUUUCCCCCGAGAGAGGAUCCCGGAACGUGUCGUUCACGCAAAGGCUGCGGGAGCAUGGGGCGAAUUCGAAUGCACAGCCGAUGUGUCGGACUGGUGCUCGGUCAACUUUCUCAGCAAACCGGGCCAAAAGACCGAGGCCCUCGCUCGCAUCUCCACCGUCGCAGGAGAGCGAGGGUCGUCCGACACUUUGCGAGACAUCCGAGGAUUCGCCCUGAAGCUCAAGACCGAUGAGGGAAAUUGGGACUUUGUCGGCAACGACCUACCCGUCUUCUUCAUCCGUGAUCCGACCAAAUUUCCCAGCUUGAAUCGCUCGCACAAGAGGCAUCCACAGACCGGCGUUGCCGACGGCUCCAUGUUCUGGGACUUCCACAACAACCACCAGGAAGGGGCGCAUUGUCUCAUGCAACUUUUCGGACCACGUGGAGUGCCUGCCUCGCUGCGCAACGUCAACGGCUUCGGCAACCACACCUUCAAAUUUGGCAAACCCGAGGACGGAACGUUCAAGUACGUCAAGAUCCACUUCAAGCCGGACGACGGGAUCAAAACCCUGACGCAAGAAGAGGCCGUCCGCCUGGCCGGCGAAGAACCGGACUAUCAUAUCAAGGACCUUUUCAACGCCAUCGAAAGAGGCGAUUACCCCAGCUGGACAAUGUACCUGCAGAUCAUGGACCCCAAGGACGCCGAGACGUACCGGUGGAAUAUCUUCGACAUCACCAAAAUCUGGCCACACAAGGAUUACCCUCUCGUGCCCGUUGGGAGACUGACCCUGAACCGCAACCCGCAGAACCACUUUCAGGAGAUCGAGCAGGCAGCAUUCUCACCCUCGAACAUGGUCCCGGGCAUCGGGCCCAGUGCCGACACCAUGCUGCACGCGAGAAUGUUCUCGUACCCCGACGCAGCCCGGUACCGCGUCGGACCAAACUAUCAGCAAUUGCCGCCCAACGCGCCCAAGAAGGCGUACUCGCCCUACCAGCGCGACGGGCCCAUGCGGUUCGACGGCAACUACGGCAGUGAUCCAGACUACGUCCGCUCCUCGUUCCGCAAGCUCAAACUAGGUCCAGGCGACGUCGCCCACGACGAAUGGGUCGGGCGCGUGUCCGCCUACUCGUCCGAGGUCGAGGAGGACGACUUCGAGCAGCCGCGCAACCUGUGGAAGCUGUUCAAGGAACAGGGCGAGGACAAGGUCUUCCUGCACAACCUGUCCGGGCACGUGGCCAAGGCGCUGCCCGAGGUGCAAGAAAAGACGGUCGAGAUGUGGCGACGCGUGGAUGACGAGAUUGCCGAGCGAUUAAAGGAGGCGCUCGCGCAGACGCACAAGGACAAGGAGGCGGAUCAUUGCACGGCGCCGGGGACGCAGCGGGCACUGGCUACGAACCGGAAGUAG